AUGAGCGAGGUCCAACAGCAGCCUGCGACGCCGCACGCCGACGCCAACGCCGACGCUGAAAAGGAGGCUGGCGUCGUCGUCAAGGACAGCCCAAGCUCCGAUGGCGAUGAUACCAUCGACCGAGAUGCCCAGGCCGGUGUCCAGAACAUCGAGGCCGUUACCUCAGUAUGGACAACCCGCUCCCUUAUCGCCGCCUACGCCAUGAUAUUCAUCAUCUACUUCGUCGAGACCAUGCAACAAGGUGCCAUGGGAUCCAUCACCCCCUAUGUCACGUCUGCCUUCGCCGCGCACUCGCUCACUCCGACCGUCAGCAUCUUCAGCAACAUCAUUGGCGGCGUCUUCCAACUCAGCCUCGCCAAGAUCCUCGACGUAUUCGGGCGGCCGCAGGGAUAUCUGCUCUCAGUCUUCUUUGCGACUAUCGGCCUGAUCAUGAUGGCUGCCUGCAACAAUGUUGAGACGUACGCUGCCGCCCAAGUCUUUUACACCGUCGGGAACAACGCCAUUCUAUAUUGUGUCAGCGUCUUCGUCGCCGAUACAUCUUCACUGCGAAACCGAGCUAUGAUGACCGCCUUUUCCGCUUCGCCUAAUCUUAUAACCAUCUGGUUGGCUGGACCGAUCUCUGAAGCCUUUCUCAAUGGACCGGGCUGGCGUUGGGGCUUUGGAACCUUCUGCAUCCUUGUGCCCUUAUUCACCCUCCCGCUCUACGGCCUUUUUGUAUACAAUUUCAAGAAGGCCAAGAAUCAGGGCCUUAUCCCCGAGUCCAACAGUCAAAGGACAGCGUGGGAGUCUUUCAUCUACUACUGCCGCGAGUUUGAUGCUAUUGGUCUCUUUUUGCUAUCUGCUGGUCUCGCUCUAUUUCUCCUGCCCUUCAACAUCUACUACUUCCAAAAUGAAGGAUGGCGUGCCCCUAUUAUUAUCGCCCUACUUGUUGUUGGCUUUGUUGUCAUUAUUGCAUUUGCUCUGUGGGAGAAAUUCUUCGCCCCCAUUACUUUUAUUCCCUAUUCUCUCCUCCUGGAUCGCACCGUCUUUGGCGCCUGUAUUCUCGGCGCCACGCUCUUUAUCAGUUACUAUUGCUGGAUGAGCUACUUUACCUCUUUCCUGCAGGUUGUCAAUAACCUUGACGUCACCAAGGCCAGCUAUGUCGCUCAGACUUACAGUAUGGGCUCCUCCUUGACGGCCAUCGCUGUAGGUGUGCUCGUACGGUACACUGGUCGAGUCAAGCCUGUAACUCUCUACAUGGCUGUUCCUCUAAGUAUCUUCGGUUUGGCUCUGAUGAUCAACUUCCGCAAACCCGACGUCAAUAUCGGCUACAUCAUCAUGUGUCAGAUUUUCGUCUCUGUUGCCGGCGGCACCAUCAUCAUCUGCGAUCCAAUCGCCGCCAUGGCAGCCGCUACGCACCAACAUAUUGCCGUUGUUAUUGCCGUGCUGUCUAUGUUUUCUCAAAUUGGCGGUGCAAUUGGCCUCAGCGUUGCUGCGGCCAUCUGGCAGGGUGUCUUCCCUGUGAAGCUCGCGGAAUACCUUCCUGAAUCAGAACUCCCUAAUCUUGUCGCGAUCUAUGCCGAUCUCACUGUGCAGCUGUCGUACCCCGUGGGAUCACCUGCGCGUAUUGCCAUCCAAAAUGCAUAUGCUGAGGGGCAGAAGAUGAUGUUGAUUGCUGGCACUGCUAUCUGGAUUCUCGGCUUUGUGGGUACGCUGAUGUGGCGAGACAUCCAGAUUAUUGGCAUUAAGCAGGUCAAGGGCCAUGUUGUUUGA
Ilyonectria robusta is the source of this 1752-nucleotide messenger RNA. RefSeq names its product major facilitator superfamily domain-containing protein. Gene Ontology annotation, biological process: transmembrane transport. The transcript has a single exon. NCBI's taxonomy places the organism in Eukaryota, Fungi, Ascomycota, Sordariomycetes, Hypocreales, Nectriaceae. The coding region runs from base 1 to 1752 and encodes 583 amino acids. Gene Ontology annotation, molecular function: transmembrane transporter activity. The record is from RefSeq and is a predicted model, not a curated record.